Molecule: messenger RNA, 483 nt
Organism: Alternaria rosae
Lineage: Eukaryota; Fungi; Ascomycota; Dothideomycetes; Pleosporales; Pleosporaceae
Exons: 1
Coding region: 1-483 (160 amino acids)
Source: RefSeq, a predicted model, not a curated record
AUGCGGCGAUGGGACGACCUAAACAAUGUCAGGGGAAAGCAAAGAGCAGAAUUUAUCAUUGGCAGUCCUCGAAAACCUGGCGUGCUCCGCAAUGCAGGCCAACUUACACUCAGUCAACGCCCAUGCGUACCUCCACUAUCAUUCGACAAGGAAAGGCUAGAUACGCCCUCGGAGAAUGGUACAAAGAGGAAGGCCGAUACACAGCCGCACUUGCUUAGCAAGGUCGCAACCAAAGCACCCGCGAGAAAGCCCAAGGGACAGUCAAAGAAGGCGACCAGAGCAAGGAAGAACAACGCGCUCAAAAAGGAAGCCCCCACUAUCGAUAGUGUCUUCAAGCCUACCAAGCGCGGGUCCAAGAUUAAUUUCUACAGACCCAGUCCAGCCCGCCUGGUGGACAAGAAUGUUGCAUUACCACCGUCGAGCUGCGGGCACAAGGUCGUGUGCAGCCCCUACUACGGAGUGAUGCGAGUCCAGCCGGGAUGA